GUUUAAAUUUCGAAGACAUGCAUAUUAGUAUAUGGAUAAAACGUGUAGAGAAGUAAAUGUUAAUAAUUUUAAGAAUUUGUAAAAUAUUACGCUUAAUUUUUAUUUCUACUUAUUUAUUUAUUGCAUAAAAUUUUGCUAGUAUAUUUAUUAAGGACAUUUAUUAAAAAAAAAACAGUUAGAAGAUGGAAGAAGAACGAGGAAAUAUAGAAGUUUCAACAAAGGUUACAGAGCCAUUACUAAGUGUACCAAACCCAAGAGCCCUUCAACAAACUGUUCCUAUACCUGGUCAAUCAAAGUAUAUACAACUACUUAAUGUCAUAGAAGAACUUGGUCAUGAAGUUCGACCUACCUAUGCUGGCAGUCGUACUUCUAUUGAAAAAAUUAAGCGUGGUAUUGUACAUGCACGUAUUUUAGUUAGAGAAUGUUUAAUUGAAACAGAAAAAAGUGCUCGUCAAUAAGAUAAAAAUUCUAUAUAUAAUAAUUUGUAACUGACCAAAUUUUGUAGAGGUAUUUAACUAUAACAUAAAAAGACUUAUAUUUUUUGCUGCAAAUAGUAUUGCAUUUACAUAUUAAAGAAUGAAAGAAUCAGAAUAACAAUUUAUCUACCUCAAAUA
Apis florea (little honeybee) is the source of this 614-nucleotide messenger RNA. Its product is annotated as cyclin-dependent kinase 2-associated protein 1. Gene Ontology annotation, cellular component: cytoplasm; nucleus. NCBI's taxonomy places the organism in Eukaryota, Metazoa, Arthropoda, Insecta, Hymenoptera, Apidae. The record is from RefSeq and is a predicted model, not a curated record.